AUGGCCGACGCCGAUGUGCCUCUCCGCAUGCCAGGUGAAGAUUAUGUCCGUUUUUUCCAGCCAAGGGGUCUUCUGGACACUUACUAUCGGGACUUUCCACAACAAGACGAUGGGAAAGAUUUCAGACACUGGUUAAUCAAAACCCACCACCAGACGUUUUUGUCAGGUCAGUUCAAAGGACAGCGCCUUUUGGAUGUUGGCACCGGUCCAAACAUCAUCAGUGUUUUAAGCGCAAGCAAGUACUUCCCCGACAUAACGUGCUCGGAUUACUUACAGACCUGUCGUGACGAGCUAAACACGUGGUUUCAAGACGAUCCUGGUGCUUUUGAUUUUGGUUCUUACAUGCAGUACCUCAGCAAGAUGGAGGGAGGCAGUACCACACCGGAUGACAUCGCGUCCCGUCUGCGCUCAGCAGUGAAGGCUGUCCUGCCCUGUGACGUCACUCAGCCCAAUCCACUCGCACCACAAAGUUCGGAGCCUUUCGAUGUCGUUGUCUCCUCUCUCUGUGUGGACUCGGCCUGCAAGACCAAGGAAGAAUACUGCGCAUGUCUGGGAAACUUGGCUUCACUCGUGAAGUCCGGCGGGGGUCUUAUUCUUAUAGGCACCCUGAAUGGUACCAUCUACAUGGUCGGGAAGGAAAUAUUCUACAAUGUUCCUAUUGACGAAAAAUUCCUUCGCGAAAGUCUGGAGAAGUUUGGUUUUACAAACAUUAAAAUCAAACAACACUUCAACAACCUGGACGUAGAUGUAGCUGACCUGUCAGCUUUCUUCUACUUGACGGCCAGAAAGGCCUAAUUUUUGUUACCUUGUCGUAAACUUGGCAGCAGUCAGACGGGGAGGGGGGGGGUGAGGCCCGCGCCCACUUUCAUCUCAGAUAG
Branchiostoma belcheri (Belcher's lancelet) is the source of this 878-nucleotide messenger RNA. Its product is annotated as nicotinamide N-methyltransferase-like. NCBI's taxonomy places the organism in Eukaryota, Metazoa, Chordata, Leptocardii, Amphioxiformes, Branchiostomatidae. Gene Ontology annotation, cellular component: cytosol. Bases 1 to 795 code for a protein of 264 amino acids. The record is from RefSeq and is a predicted model, not a curated record. Gene Ontology annotation, molecular function: N-methyltransferase activity. The transcript is spliced from 5 exons.